This is a messenger RNA of Ctenocephalides felis (cat flea), 1622 nucleotides long. RefSeq names its product zinc finger protein 93-like. NCBI's taxonomy places the organism in Eukaryota, Metazoa, Arthropoda, Insecta, Siphonaptera, Pulicidae. Gene Ontology annotation, molecular function: DNA-binding transcription factor activity, RNA polymerase II-specific; RNA polymerase II transcription regulatory region sequence-specific DNA binding. Gene Ontology annotation, cellular component: nucleus. The transcript is spliced from 2 exons. Bases 165 to 1523 code for a protein of 452 amino acids. Gene Ontology annotation, biological process: regulation of transcription by RNA polymerase II. The record is from RefSeq and is a predicted model, not a curated record.
AAAUUUGAAGUUGAAAUGUUUUUGGUGUUGCCCAAUCGGAGCAAAGGAGGAAUGUCAAAUUGUCAAAGCGAGUAAAUAAAGCAAAGGAAAAUAUAAAAUAAUAAAAAGGAAGGAAGAAAUCUUUAGACAGCCUACAAAAGUACCAUAGCCUACCAAAGUCAAAAAUGUCUGAAGUAGCGAAUUCAAUCACAACAAUUAAAAUGGAACCAAUCGAAGAUUCUCAAGUUGAACAAGAAUUUGAUCAUGUGAAUGCAAACGACGAAAUAUGUCUUCAGAAGUUUUUAGAAUCUGAGGUCAUUAUUGAUGAAGAAAUAAAGCAAGAAGCGAUUGAAGGUCAAGAAGCUGUGACAAGUCCAGACCAGAUAAGUGUAGAUGAAAAUUCUAAUACAAGUAAUACAAAAAUGGUUACAAAAAAAAAACGAAGUACCUAUAGGAGACAAUCUCAUAAAUGUGAAACUUGCAAUAAAAUAUUGUCCUCAAAGCAAGGAUUAGAACAUCAUCAAAUGAUCCACACUGGAGAGCGCCCUUUUAAAUGUGAGAUAUGUAAUAAAGCAUUCAAAGCUUUAGGUAUAUUAAACCGACAUAAAGCUCGCCAUGCCAGACCACGCUUAUAUAAAUGUGAGAAUUGCGAUAAAGCAUUCUUAUCACAAUAUAUAUUAAGCCAACAUGAAAUGACCCACAUUAUACGCUCUUAUGAAUGUGAGAUAUGCGGUAAAACAUUCAAUAAACUAUGUGUAUUAAAAAUGCAUCAAGCAGUCCACACCGGAGAACGCCCUCAUAAGUGUCUAAUAUGCAAUGAGACAUUUAUACAAGCAAACAAUUUAAAACUACAUUUAUUAAAACAUGCUGGAGUGCGUCCUUACGCUUGUGCAACUUGUAAUAGAACAUUCCCAACAAAAGCUAGAUUAAGCCAACAUGAAAUAAGCCAUAGCGAAGAAAGACCUUAUACAUGUGAACUAUGCAAUAAAGCCUUCAAAUCAAAAAAGUACUUAAAAAGACACGAGGUUAGUCAUUAUGGAGAAUAUUGUCAUCAGUGUUACAAUUGCGAUAAAAUAUUCAAAAGAAGCCAGGAAUUAACUGCACACGAAUUGACUCACUCUGAAAGCAUUUAUAAAUGUGAAACAUGCAAUAAAACAUUCUCAAGAAAAAAAUCAUUGAAUAUACAUGAAAGGAUCCACACUGGCCAAUGGCUUUUUAAAUGUGAAAUAUGCUACAAAACUUUUACAACAAAAAAAUCAUUGAAGUGCCAUGAAGUGAUUCAUACUGGGGAACGCCCUUAUAAAUGCGAAAUAUGCAAUAAGGAGUUUACUCGAUCACAAACUUUGAGAGUGCAUUUAAUUGUGCAUAGUGAAGAUCGAGAGCAUGAUUGUGAUACAUGCAAUAAAUCAUUCAAAACAAAACAAGCAUUGAAUCAACAUAAAGUUGUCCAUAUUGAAAGUCCAUAUAAAUGUGACAAGUGCAGCAUUGCAUAUAAAACAAAACGGUCAUUAAAACGACAUGCAAAAACUCAUUUGGAAUAUUGAAAAAAAAAUUCAAGUGGUUUAAAGAAAAUAUACAUAUUGUACCAGGGGGAUAUAGUAUGAUUUUUUUUUAUAUGAUGACGCCUAUAGAAAGAAUUUUAG